Messenger RNA from Tyto alba (common barn owl), 2195 nucleotides. It is a transcript of the gene MIIP, whose product is annotated as migration and invasion inhibitory protein. The transcript is spliced from 10 exons. The record is from RefSeq and is a predicted model, not a curated record. Gene Ontology annotation, biological process: negative regulation of cell migration; negative regulation of G2/M transition of mitotic cell cycle. Lineage: Eukaryota; Metazoa; Chordata; Aves; Strigiformes; Tytonidae. Bases 503 to 2020 code for a protein of 505 amino acids.
GUCUUAAAAAGGCAGUAACCCUUAGUGAUUGGAAUUGUAUGAGCCCUAGUCCUGAGUUGUAACUGAGCCUUUUGGAGUCUUCCUGGAUAGGAAAUGUGGAGGACAGUUUUCACUUAAUAUUUCUUUUGGAUGUAGGAAAUACAUUUGUAUUCAUUGUUCAUACUUUGAACUUACGAGCAUCCUGCUAUUAUCACAGUACAAAUUUUAGUGCUCAAAAAGAACAUUAAAGCAGAGUUGCGUAAGGUUGUCCUAAUAUCAGCCUCUGAAUCAAAUGUCUCUUAUUUGGCUUUUUGAUGUGACUUUUUUCAUGUUUACUGUUUCCUUUGUGAGAGUCUCUUGUCUCUGUUCAGUCAUCUGCCAGUUUCUGGGUGCAAAAUAUUUGACAGUACAUCUGAGAGGAGGGAAGUCUGCAGUGGUGCUAGUUCUUAGCAUAAAGAGUUUUGAGACUGGCUGAUUUCUCAGGAUCAACACUCCCCAACGUUCCAACAGCUAUAGGAAAAGGAUGGAGUUAGAGCACCUGAAGAGUCUGCGUCAGGUGAACCAGAACCUUCUACAAAGGCUCAGAAUCAAGCAGGAAGAGAUCAGGAAAAGAGUUCCCAGCAAGUCGCUCUUUCCAGCAUCUCUUCAUAAUAGAGCAGCUACUGAAAGAUCCGUCCCCUUGCCCAAGAGAGGGAAGGAAAAUCAGGUUGAUGCUGUGAAGUCUACAGCUGACCCUGCAAUGUUGGUGUCUGUGGAACCUGGAGUUUACAGAGCCAGAGCAGCCCUCUGUUCAUCUCUUAAACACAGCAGCAAUGACAGAGGGGUACAGCAACAACAGGCGAAGAUGCAGGAAGCAGUAGGUUUGGAUUCCAGCUUUCCUGGGAAAGAGAAGAAUGUUACGCCAGUGUCUGCAGACAUUACAUGUGGCAGAGAACCUUCCAGAGUGGAUAGGGAUGGCUGUGCUCAAGGAAGUCCAGAGAACGAAUCCUUCCUUCUGGGACAUGGAGAGAACAGAAAACAGUCUCCUCUGCUACAUGGUUUCCAUGAGAAAAAACAGAUUAGGGGUCAUCUGGAGCCAUCACUAAGCAGAAUAAAAAGUGACCAGACCAGCAAGCUGCAUGGAGUCAUUAGAGAGCCCAGAGUCCAUAAAUCAGUCUUGCAGGCAUCUCAGUCCAAAGAGUUGAAGAAGGAAGCUGGUCAUGUGGCUUUUCACUCUGACCCUGAAGAAUAUACCAUACCUGAGAGCAUCUGGUCUGUGCAUCCUUUCCUGGGCUAUGACUGGAUUGCAGGGCUCCUAGAUACAAACUCUUCAGUAGCAGAAAAAUCUGACGAAUACUUUGCUGAGCUGCACGAGUUCCGACAGGCCAACAAAGAAGCUUGUAUUCAUGAGCAACACCUGGAGCCCAAGGCUCUGGAUUACAUAGUUCCUGAACAAGAACCAGAUUUGAUAACCAGUUCCCAUAAGUGUGUUUACUGCUACCGAUUAAACCAGCGCCUCUUCACUGUCCCUGUGGAUUCAGAAUCUUCCUGCUCUGUGUGUAACAUCCCACGUACUCACCAGCCCCCAGAGAUACUGGAAGAGCCAGCCUAUGUGAGGGUCAGCAUUCCCAGGUCUACCCUUAUGCCUGCCUACAAAUACAAAGCCCAUCGCAGGAAGAGCUUUGAGCCAGCAGACAAUCUAGCCUUACCUUCGCAUUGCCUAGCUGGCUGGGAAAAUAUCAUCCCUUCCAGCAACCCCAGGCUCAGCAGUUUGGAUCUGCAAGCUUCACUGGAAAAGAAGCCUUCUCAGCAUCCUUGCCUGGAAACCAUUUUCCUUCUGCUGCUGUGUAAACUAGUGUGCUCAAACACAAAAAAGAAAACGGAGGUGGAUAACAGGCAAAAGCCUGUUCAGCUCACCAGUCUUCAUCAAAAUGGUAAAAGUCACUUUGGCAUUCUUUGUUUAAUAUCCUCUUCUUUUGGAUUCCAGAACUCGGUGUCCAGAGUGUCAGGAGGGACCAGAACUGACCAGCUUCUGAAGCUGACCCACACGACACACUUCUGAUUUAGCAGUGCUUCUCAGCAGAGGGAGCAAAACAAACCUGGAUGCUACAGAGCCGCUCCAAGUUUAAAUCUGAGUGCCUCAAUUCUGUGAACCACCGACUUGAGUGCCCUGGGGAAGGGAUGGGUACAGGGUGUGGAAACAACUCUAUUUGGAUAAAAAUAAAUCUUGGAACAGA